Molecule: messenger RNA, 1173 nt
Organism: Aegilops tauschii subsp. strangulata
Lineage: Eukaryota; Viridiplantae; Streptophyta; Magnoliopsida; Poales; Poaceae
Source: RefSeq, a predicted model, not a curated record
AUGCUCCCUGAGGCGACCGCGGCGGCGAUUGCGGGGGUGACGACCUCGGCCCGCGCGGACUCCCCCGCCACCCCCGCCGGCGCUCCACCGCUGACCGGCGCCGCCUUCUUCCCGCUCCUCCGGCCCCCGUCCCCUCGCCCCGUCUCGCUGUCCUCCCCUCCCCUGCCCCCAUCCGCCGCCGGUGCGAUGCGCGCCGGUUGCUGGGCUGACUGGGCUGCCGAGGAAGACCGGCUGGACGCCGCAGCCGCGGCUGCUGGUCUCCCCCGGCCCCCGCGUCGCUUUGGUGAUCUGUUGGCGGCGGCAGUGGAGUCCACCGAGACCGCCCUGGACCUGGAGGCGAUCACCGCUUUGCUUGACGAGGCGGCGACCCUUCCUCCUGGCGCUGUCAUCCCGAUCUUCAUGGAGGCGCAGGUCUCCUCCCCGGACGGCGGCAUCAGCGACACGAGUAGCGUGGGGAUGGAGGUCAUCCCCGCAUCCUCGCCUCGGCACACCUCCCCGGCUCCGGCGCUGGAUCACCCUACCGGCGAGCCCUUCCCUCCCCCGGCCAUGCCCACGCCGACGGGAACUGCUCCAGCCACGACGGCUAUGGAGGUGGCCGCUCCUCCUCGCCCUCCUCCAGCCAAGAGGCGCCCUCGAUCGGCCUCGACUCCUGUGUUGUCGGCGCGGAAGAUCGCGCGGCUUGGCUCGGUGUCGCUCCUGGAGGGCCCUCUCCCAAUGCUGUGGAGAAGGCUUCGUGCGCACCGUGCGGCGGCGCAGAACCUUGAUGCAGGUCCGUCCUCCCAUCCCUCCCCCAUUAUUUUCAGUGAUGGUGAUGAUGUAAUUGAGGAUAACUCCUAUUUGGCCCUUGCGGGAGUUCCUUUGGGUCACCUUGCGAAGGUGGCGGCGGACUCUGCCAUUGUUUUUCGUGGGGAGAAGGGUCCUCCUUUAGAGCAGAUCGCGUCCCUCCAGGCCAAUGAGGUCCUGGAGGGCCGUCUUGCGGCCGCUAGGGCUCGUCAGGCGGUAGCGGGUGAUGAGGAGGCACCUCCGACCCCUCGUCCGGCAGGUAGAAGGGUCCAUCCGGACCUGGCCCCCGACGAGGUUCGUGGUAGGACCCGCUCGCGCACAGCUCAGUUGCAUCGUACACUGAGUGCCACCACUACAAUGGGGUCCCGGGAGGACCCCCUGGGCGAGUAA